UCUCCUCAGUUUCUUACCAUUUUUAAUUUUGUGCCGGCCAUUGUUGAGCGCAUAUUCUCUAUUUGAGUUGGAUUAUAAUAUUUGUCACUUGGUAAAGAGUCAUCGAUCUAUGGCUUUCAUUGCAGUAAUCACUUUCAGUCUAGCCAUCUCCUCAGUUUCUUACCAUUUUUAGUUUUGUGCCGGCCAUUGUUGAGCGCAUAUUCUCUAUUUGAGUUGGAUUAUAAUAUUUGUCACUUCGUAAAGAGUCAUCGAUCUAUGGCUUUCAUUGCAGUAAUCACUUUCAGUCUAGCCAUCUCCUCAGUUUCUUACCAUUUUUAGUUUUGUGCCGGCCAUUGUUGAGCAUAUAUAUAUUCUCUAUUUGAGUGUGAUUAUAUUUGUCACUUUGUAAAGAGUCAUCAAUCUAUGGCUUUCAUUGCAGUAAUUGCAGUCACUUUGGUUGUAGCCUUCCUCCUUUCGAAGAUUCUGUCCAAGGGUCGCCGAGAAAGCAAAAAUCUCCCGGGAGGUUCUCUGGGGUAUCCCUUAAUAGGAGAGACAUUAAGCUUUCUUCAAGCACAGAAGCAAGAUCGAGGUCCUCAAUGGCUGGAAGAAAGAACAGCAAAACAUGGGCCAGUGUUCAAAACGUGUUUGAUGGGUUCCCCAACUGUGAUUGUUAUAGGUCAAGCAGGGAACAAGUUUAUACUUGGUGCUGAAGAUGAUGUUCUUGCUGCCAAACAACCUCCCACCUUGUUAGCCAUUGGAGGAAAACAGAGUAUAUUUGAACUUACAGGAUCAAGGGGACAGGACUUGCAUAGUUGCAGCACUUUUUGUACCGCCUCUUUUCAGGCAUUUUUAUGGAGAUCAGAUUUACUCCCGUACAGGUUGGUAAAGGGAGCAAUGGUGAGCUUCUUGAAGCCUGAAAGUCUUCAAAACUACAUCAACCAGAUGGACAAAUUAAUCAAGACCAUGUUACUAAAAGAAACAGAAAACAAAGACACCAUAAAGGCUGUGGUCACCAUGAAGAAGCUUACAUUUAACAUAGCAUCAAGCAUCCUUUUUGGUAUCAAGGAUGAGAACACCAGGGGGGUCUUGUUUGAGGACUUUUCAUUAGCCUUCAAAGCAACUUGGUCUCUUCCUAUUAAUUUCCCUGGUACUGUUUAUCGGCGAGGCCUAAGAGCUAGGGCAAGAAUUGUGGAUUCGAUUUUGCCAAUACUAAAGGAGAGAAGGGAGGAAAUUUCAAAGGGGAAUUUAAGCCCUACAAGUGAUGUGUUUUCUAGCUUUCUAGCUUUGAGAGAUGAAAACCAAGAACCAGUUUCUGAUGAUCUGAUUAUGGAUAAUUAUGUCACCUUGAUGAUAGCCAGUCAUGACACAACAGCCAUUCUUCUUAGCCUUAUGAUAUGGAAGCUGUCCACAGACUCUGAGAUCUACAAAAAAGUUUUACAAGAACAAAUAGACAUUACAAGUAAGAGAGAGGGAGAAGAAGAUAGGCUAACAUGGCAGGAGAUACAAAAGAUGAAAUACACAUGGAGAGUUGCACAAGAGUUGAUGAGGAUGAUUCCUCCUGUGUUUGGAAGCUUUAGAAAAAUACUCAAAGACACUCAAUAUGGUGGCUACGACAUUCCCAAAGGAUGGCAGGUGUUUUGGGCGGCCUAUGGAACUCACAUGAACAAAGAAGUAUUUGACAAACCCACAGAGUUUGAUCCAUCGAGAUUUGAAAACUCAUCAAAGCCAAUUCCUCCCUAUGCUUAUAUUCCAUUUGGAGGUGGCAUUCACACUUGCCCUGGAAACGAGUUUGCUAGAGUUGAAGUCCUCACAACCAUCCACAAUUUGGUGACAAUGUUUGAGUGGUCACAGGUGUACCCUGAGGAAAAGAUAACCCGUCAACCAAUGCCAUAUCCAUCCAUGGGUCUCCCAAUCAAGAUCAAACCAAGAAUUCCUAAAUUUGUAUAAGACUUUCUAUGCCACACUUCUUGGUUGUUGAUGCUGCUUUUUUUUUUUUUUUUUUUUUUUGUACUUGAAUACGUGCAUGAACCUAAAAUUACAACAUGGCAAGUGCUUUUGUUUGUUUACACAAAGACUUAUUGUUCUUGAGUGAAAAUCGGCAGUCUCUUACAAAGAGAAGGGAGAUACUUAUGUCAUUAUAUCCAAUUAUCGGAGGGCCAAAAGCUUA
Molecule: messenger RNA, 2146 nt
Organism: Rosa rugosa (rugosa rose)
Lineage: Eukaryota; Viridiplantae; Streptophyta; Magnoliopsida; Rosales; Rosaceae
Product: taxadiene 5-alpha hydroxylase-like
Exons: 5
Coding region: 403-1926 (507 amino acids)
Biological process (GO): sterol metabolic process
Molecular function (GO): monooxygenase activity; heme binding; iron ion binding
Source: RefSeq, a predicted model, not a curated record